Triticum turgidum subsp. durum (durum wheat) is the source of this 420-nucleotide messenger RNA. The record is from the annotation of a GenBank genome assembly. NCBI's taxonomy places the organism in Eukaryota, Viridiplantae, Streptophyta, Magnoliopsida, Poales, Poaceae.
AUGCGUGGCGAGAACCUGCUCGCCGGCGCCAACUUCGCGUCCACCGACUUCGACAUCCUCAAUGACACAGGCGUGCAAUUCGUGAACAUCAUCAGGAUCGCGCAGCAUCUGCAGAACUUCGAGGACUACCAGCAGAGGCUCGCGACGUACGUCGGCGAGGACGCGGCAAGGGAGCGCAUGAGCCAGUCGCUGGUGCUCAUCACACUUGGUGGCAACGACUUCUUCAACAACUACUGCCUGGUUCCCUUCUCCGCUAGGUCCCAGCAGUUCGAGAUCCACGGCUACAUCUCCUUCAAUAUCUCCGAGUACAAGAAAGUCCUCGCGGUAAUAAUAAUUAACCUCUUCUCUUACUUACCACUAAUCAAUUCCCAAACAUGCAUAAUUUUUGCUCCAAAACAUAAUUGCAUUUGUAAAACAUGA